UGCAGCACUAGCAGUUUAGAAUAAGCAUCGUGAUCGUGCAUCGUGUUACGACUGUCGAUAUAACCGUUUCAUCAGCAUUGAGGUUGUUACAGCAUUGUUUAAGUUCAAAAGUUUUAAAAACAAAAAAAACUCUGCAUUACGAAAUGAAACGUGACCUGGACGGGAAAAAGCGAAAAGAUAUCAUCGAUGACACUUUAAAAGCUUCCGUUAGAAAGAAAAAAUUGGGCAUAAAUUCAAUUUUGCAUAACGGCAUUUCCGACGAGCAGAACAAUGUUUCUCUGCUCAAUUUUCAUAAUUCAAGUGGUAAGGAAAAAGAGCAGAAGAAUAAGAAACGUAAAGGUGGAGGAAUUCAGCAAGAGUGUUGUGUAAUACAAAUGAAGAAACCAAAAAUCAACAGCGUUACAGGAGAAACUGCCAGUGUACAAGACAGAAAAGAAAUUGGUUCCAAUGGCUUUUCCGCCGAUGUUAGUCAGAUCGAUGCUGACAGGAGUGAUGAAGGAGAGGAGGCGAUUGCAAACAUAUCGAACGAAGAAGCAAACUCAUUGUCCGGAAAAUCGCUGAGAAAAAGAUUCAAUUCUAAUGAAGGACUCAACACAUUGAGGAAAUUUUUGGUAGCCUGCAAAGAACUCAAGGAUAGAGAUCUUGCCGCUGAAUACUUACAUGCCGGAGGCAAUGUUUUAGAAAUUCUCAGACUUUUGGAUACUUCUGAUAAAAAAAAUGUUAAUAACGCCAGUGCUGUAUUCUCUGCCAUACAUCUUAUAAUUAUGAAAAUCUUAUCGGAAUAUCCCCAUUACCGAUCAAAUGCGCAAGAGGCCUGUCGCCACUUGAUUAAUUCUCAUUUAUCAUUUGUUCAUGGUAUGUUGUCGAGUCAGAGCAAUGCGAAGCACCGGAAAAUUGUUCUGCGUCUAUUGGCAUCGAUGGUUUCUCUUGGUGGUAAUUUACCCCAAGAAUUAUUGGCUCAUACUUCGUUUCACACUCAAGUUUUGGAGACUUUGUCGCAACAAACCAAGCCCACGGAUUCUUCGAGUGUCAGAACUUGUUACAUACACUUUGUACUUGCCUUUCUCGUGGAAGGUAAUUCCUCUGUCAUUCGAGCUUUACUCGAUAAACGAGGAAUGCUUUCUUGUAUUUUCCCCGAGUUGACGUACGAUUCUCACACCACCGUUCAUCUCGUCCUCGACACCGUGAAAUCUUGGGUUUUGGAAAAUUCGGCCAUCAGCAAAACUACCAAAUUGCAUGUUUUUUCAACUCCGGUUUUGCAAAGUCUUGUCUCGUUAUACAAUUGGAAGGGACCCAAAAAUUGGCCCGGUCCAAAAAGCAAAAAACGCGAACGGACCGACACUGAUUUCGUUGAUCCGGAAGAAAAAAAGAUUGCAGUGGAAGCGGUGCACAAUUUCCUUAUAACUCUUUUGACUUCAAACCGACAUGGAGUUAUUUUUCACGAUCGUAGUUUGGGUACAUCUACUCGGAAGUACAAUCAAUUGGUCAACACCAUAUUACAGAGUCUCGAGCGCCCUUGGGAACAUCCAAAGCCUUUGGACCUCGUUAUAAAAAUUCUCGUCGCUUGUCCGGAUCUUGUGAAAUCUCAGCUGGCUUAUACGGAGCCAUUUCUUGAGCCAAGACUUUCAAAAAAGUGGAUACUGGCAAUGAGAUUCUUGGGUCACUUGUUAGAUUCAGAAAAUCCGGAAAAUUGUCUGAAACCUUGUUUAUCAGAGCUUUCGAGUUCACAAUUACUCAGCGCUGUCCAAAAUUUGACGAUUCCUCUAUCAGUUCUGAAAGGUGCUAUCACUCGAUCUCUGGAGAAUGAAAUUUUCAUGAUACGACACGAGGGAAUCCGACUGUUGAUGAAAAUGCUCAGACAAGCGAAAAUUUUCGCAAACAUCGUUCAAGAACAAUGUGAUGAAGCCGAUUACAUUCUCUUUAGAAAUUCCAUGACGGAUUAUAUUUUAAAAAACGUGCCGAGUCUCGAAAAGAUGUUCAAACUUUGGAAUCUCGGCUUGGCGGAUAAAUCUUGGCAUGUGGAAAACAAUACCUCCGAUCGGGAAGAGAUUAAAGAAUUUAUGCCAUCAAAACUACAACACUUAAAUGCUAUUUUGGAUAUGUUUGAAGCUUAUAGAGAAAUGUGUCCCGGGCUUGAAAUAGCUCUCUCAGCUUCCGGUGAACUAAGCUCGAAAAUUUUCAUUACCGGGUUGGACGAAAUUUCAACGGACGACGAGGAGGAGAGCAGUCAUUGCAGACAAAUGAAAAUCAAAGCUCUGAGAUUUAUUUUAUCGAUCGAUUCCGCAUCUUUCACCCCUAACGAGCCCCUCUUUGGAACAACUCUCGUUUUUCUUUUAACGAACCUUGUCUCGAGAAAAAAUGACACAGAUUUUCAAUCACGCAAAACGGUCAAAAUGCUUCUACUAAGCAGCGGAAUAUUCGAAGGUUGUCAGGAUCAAAUUGAUUUUUGGAUCGAGAAUCUUGCCGAUUUGAAGAGUCAAGAUGAAAAGAAUCUCGUUGCACAUUGGUUCGUUAAAGUUGUUGAAAUGGCGAUUACGAAAACCGACGAAUAUUUGGAACUCGUCGUCGAAGCGGAAACGGAUGCCGUCGAUGGAAAAGGCUUUGCCGAAGAAGCUGCAAAAAGAAUGCAAGACUUUUUUGACGACCUUCGUGACAAAGACGGAGAUAUUUCACAGCCAAGAAUAAAAAAUAUUGCAUCCGCUAUCGCCAUUUGUCCUAUCGUAUUUAGCGCCAUUGAAAAUGCUCAGAAAAUAUGUGAUCCAGUUAUCUCAAAAUAUUUGUCUCUCGUUAUGAUUGAAAUUUUACAUUGCCAAGUUGAUCCUGGGACUCUCGUCCGAUUGGCACGCAAUCUCGAACAAUUCUCGGCCAAAGAAUACUUGAAUUCGUGGUUGCCAGAACAAAAACCAACGAGUAUGAAAAAAGAAAUAUCCGCUGGAUUCUUUUCGAGGAGAACAUUGAGCAAAGCUUUGCUUAAAGACGACGACGGCGAGACGAUUGGGAUGACUUCAAUUUCAAAUAUAUUUCAAGGCUCCGUGCGGAAAACAGAAUUUCUUUAUCAAGGAGAAGAAAUAGUUCUUUUUCAUGAUUUCGAUCAAUACGAGAUAUAUAUUUUGUUCAGAAUGACACUUUAUUAUUUGAGCCAAUUCAUUCAACGCGGACAAUUUUCUGAAAAAAAAUUUGAUUCUCAUAAAUCGUGUCUCAUCGCUCUCCUCCACAUGGCGAAAAGUCUCGACACUAAUUUACUCGAUAAAUGUUGCAAACUCAUCUUCGCGCAUCCAACGAUUUUUCAACAUUUUUCGCCAUAUUACAGAUCGAAAAACAACGCGGCAAUAAUCGUGACCGCUGGACUGGUCGAUAUAUUUCAAACUGCAAUUGAUAUCAACGAUUCAGAAUCUUUGCCAACUUUAUUCUUGCCCUACAAGAAUAAAUUAAUCGCUCAGUUGAGCUCGGCCGUCAAAAAGGCCAAAGAUGGUAAAAAAGUAAAAAGUUGGAUGUUUGUGAUUGAAUUUAUAGAAAUUCUCCGACCAAUGGCCAACGACGUCGUUCAAUUGUUGACACGAAUAAUUGAUUUGCCACAAUCAAAUUUUCUGGCAGAAAAAACUGGUUUCACGAUUUGGACCGAUCUCGUCCCAAAGCUGAUUGAAAUAUUGACAAUGAGGAAAAAUUGUCACUCCUCGGGUUCUUCAUCAAUUAUAAAGCCGAACAUAGUGAAGAAAAUAAUGUCUCGCUUGAUUCAAUUGAAAACUUAUCCUAACAUCCGGCUUGACUCGUGGGAGAGCAAUUUACAAAGAUACCUCGAGCAUUAUCCUCAAUGUAUUGCUGGUAUUGACGGCCAUGCCUUCAAUUCACUAUUGAAAAGUUGUAAAAAUUCGGCAACCAUAAGUCUCAUCGCUUUCCUCGUCAGCAGGAAUGAUCAAUUUAUUUUACAUUUGAUUCAAUUUAUAUCGUACGAACCAAAAAUUAUCACGGAGAACGACCUCAUUUUUUCAAUAAUCGCUAAUCGUUCUUCGAGUUAUCCGUGGACUCAACAUUUUUUGAAGCAAAUUCAUCAUCAUUACAAAAACGAUGUUAUAAGAUAUUUUACUGAGCCUGAACAGACUGCAGACAAUUGGAUAUCGAGAAAUAUUAAAGCAGUAGCUUUUCUCAUUGACUCUUGUUUUGAAACGAAAGAUUGCGAAACAGCGUGUGAAGGAAUGUUAUCGAACGGUGAUAGAUUGGAUAACGUGGAUCUCGGUUUUGUUCAACUGUUGACAAUUCUUUUCACAAAGAGUUCAAAACUCGAAAGUAACUCGGAAGAAUCGCUGACCAAGUUAAUCCAAGUCCUUAUGAGAAUAACAGUUUCGACACUGAAAAAAGAUGCCAAGAACGAAGAAAAAUUGGAAACACUGUGCCAAAGUUUGAUAAACACAAUCGAUUUGUUAAGAUCGAAGCAAAGUGAUUUCAUUCAUGAAGAAUUAAGUAAAAAUUAUUCGUGGCCACAGUUUACGAGAUUCUCGCUCAAACUGGGAUUAAAAGCCUCGAAGGAGGGGAAAAAACAUGCUUCUUUGCUCAAAACACUCGCAAGGGUUUGUGACGUUGCUUACAAGGAUGCCAGCGAGAAUGAAUACGUUAAAACGCUUUUUGAUAUGACGACUUCGCACUCGGAAUUCGUCAAUUUGAUACUGAGCACCCAAAACCUCAAGAGAGAUUUAGCGGAACUGAUUCUGGUUCUCAUUCGCAAGAAUCAUUCGACAAUGUCAUCGUCUCAGAUACCUCUUUACUUGGCAGCUUACAACGCGACUCUUAGCGAGACCGAUCAAUUCAUCUUCCUCAUUCUUCAACAUUACGAAGCCAACAAAAUAAAAUUCAACGAGUACAGACCUUAUUUGUGGGGCGAAGCUGCUGCUAGUCAUUACAGCGUCAGGGGCGAAGCUGACACCGCUUUAUGGAGACAACCCUCCACUUCACAAGUCCUCGAUCUCUUCAAUUCCGACAUGGUUGAGGAAACGAUCAAACGGUUUCCAGUUAAUCGGGAUCUUAAGCCAUCGGGCCUGAGCGUGGCUACCGCGAAAGUUUACGAUCCCUCGUUUUAUUUGCCACUGAUGUCCUACCUGUUGUCCGACAAUAAUGUCGUUGCCUGCCACAAAGUCACUCAGAGCGGUGCUCUCGCAUUAGUUUUCGCAGCUUCCGGUAGCGCUUGCGUGGAAAUUCGCCUCGCUGCUUAUACCGUCAUUUCCCGUUUCUACUUACACUUGGAAGCCACGAGUUCAAAAGAAAAGUGUCUCUGGAUUCGUUUGAUUGACGCAGUGAGAAAUGGGAUUCUCGAUACAAAUUCUUCGCUAAAAGAUUUCCGUCCGAGCUGCUUGGUCUCGACUUUCCUCGCUCGAGCCGCUCUCGUCACGACACAACCCACGAAUCUUCUUUAUUCACCGAUUCAAGCGUUUCUCAUGGCUAAACCGGCACUCGAGUUCAACGUCAUUCCAGAACUGUUGCAAUUGUUUCAAAGCUCGGACGUUGAACAUACUGCUCAUAGGCAUUGGAUCCUUCGAGUUAUCCGCGAUGGCAUGAAAACACAAGUUGAUAUGGACGUUGCAUUAAAGUCUGUCGUUUUCAAAAUGCUUCUUGAUUUUUAUUCCUGUCUUUUGGCCGAUCCAAUCACAAAGCAUUUGAUCCUCGAAAUCAUCGAAUCAACGGUAAAAAUCAAGAAAGCCGGAUUGUUGCUGACUCAAAGUUACGGACUCGUAGUUUGGCUAGCGGAAAUUUCAUCGAAUUUAACAACCGUUUACCAAACGGAGAAUGUACAAGUCAUCGUGUCGAUAAUCCGUGAAAUUUUGAAUUCGGUUACGAGAACGAACGAUCGCGACAAAGACACGCAAUUCUUGUUGCUUAAUGUACUAAAAAAUGUUAGCUGCUCGUAUAAUUUGUCGAAAAACACGAGUGUCAGUUGUUUCAACAACUACAUGAGCUCGUUGAGCGAAAUUUUGCAAAAUAAAUCUUUGAGGUCGGCUCUGACUCGUCAGGACUUGGAGAAGUUGGUGGAGAUUGGAAAAAAUAUUUAUGGGGACGUUGAUGAUAUCCUUGAUACAUUAGAAAAUGGCGCUGAAUUUGCAGCCAGGAUAGACGAUUCGAAAGUUCUUGAUGACGAGAUUUCUAUUGGUAGAGCGAACCUCAGGAAAGCAGUUUUUUUUUGGUGCGGUCGUGCUACACGGUGAUCCCGUGGUGAUAAUCAUCACUCAAAAGAAACCUUAAUUAUCUUAAACAUUUUCAUUGAUGGAAUGCGAGUACACGAAUUUUUGUCCUCCGUCAUAGAAAGAAGACAAAAUUCACAAUCGCGGAGAGUUUUCACUUGAAUUCCAACGAAGCAAAAUUCAAUUUCGAACCGCGUGUGCGCGCGCGCGCGCGCGCGCGCGUGUGUGUGUGUGUGUGUGU
This is a messenger RNA of Venturia canescens, 6408 nucleotides long. RefSeq names its product nucleolar pre-ribosomal-associated protein 1. Gene Ontology annotation, biological process: maturation of 5.8S rRNA from tricistronic rRNA transcript (SSU-rRNA, 5.8S rRNA, LSU-rRNA); maturation of LSU-rRNA from tricistronic rRNA transcript (SSU-rRNA, 5.8S rRNA, LSU-rRNA). Lineage: Eukaryota; Metazoa; Arthropoda; Insecta; Hymenoptera; Ichneumonidae. Gene Ontology annotation, cellular component: nucleolus. Bases 144 to 6191 code for a protein of 2015 amino acids. The record is from RefSeq and is a predicted model, not a curated record. The transcript has 11 exons.